AGAGGUCAAGGAACGAAUGCACGUUUUUCACGAUUGAGGAAAGGAAAAACAAUGAUUAUUUUCUUAAUAUACGGUACGAAGCUAUGUGGAUCGUUUUGAAAUCUAUUAUGGGAUCAUGCGCCCUAGUCGACAGCAAGAGACCCCACGAGUAGACUAGUUGUAUACGUUCAGAAACUUCACAAUGACGUUGAGUAAAAAGCGUGACAUUUCAAAGUCAGACCAAUCUGACAAAGUCGUUAAAGCAAAAAAAGCAAAAGUCGCUGGACCACCUAAAAAUAUUGCCAAAAGUGACGGAGCUAAAAAUGAUGAUAAAACAGAAAAAAAAUUGUCAAAGGACACAGCUGCUACGAGAAAAAAUAGAAAAAUGACUCGAAAAAUGCAAAAACCUAAUUAUGAAUUAUCAAAAGAGACUUUAAAGCAAUGGGAAAAGCUUCGAAGAAACAAAAAUAAAAUGACGAAAGCGGAAAAAGUAGAUCUUGUAGAUGAAUUGAUGAAAACCGUUAAGAAACAAGACAAAAAGUUGGUGGAUCUGAUGUACGCUCACGACACAUCGCGAGUUCUACAAAGCUGUUUGAAACAAGGUAACGAGGAACAGCGACAGUCGAUUUACGAUGAAUUAAAAUCUGAGAUCGUAAACAUGUCGAAAAAUCGAUAUUCGAAAAAUAUGGUGUGGAAGUUUUUAAAAUAUGGAUCAUCAAAACAAAGAGAUGAAAUCAUUCAUGCGUUUGCUGGAUUGGUUCCGAAAUUAAUUCGAAAACCAGGACCAGCGAGUGUGAUUGAGUUUGCGUAUAAUAUUUACGCCAAUAAGGAACAAAGGAACUUUCUAGUUCAGCAGUUGUACGGGAAUACAUUCAACGUGACGAAAUCAAACGACAGUUCGACACUUGAGGAUGUUUUUAAAGAACAGCCAGAGAAAAAGUCGAUGAUUCUCGGCAAUUUUAAGCAGUGUCUGACUCCGUUGGUUGAUAAGGAGGUUAUUACUCACACAAUCGUUCAUCGUGUUUUUAACGAAUUUUUCACGUUUUGUGAUGAGGAGCAGUUGCGUUCGGAAGCGAUCGAACUUCUGAGGGAUUCUGUGAUUCAUAUGAUGCACACGAGAGAUGGUGCUCACGUCGCUAUGCAGUGUCUAUGGCAUGGAACGGCCAAAGACCGAAAAGUCAUUGUUAGAACGAUGAAAGAGUUCAUUAGAAAACUGUGCCAAGAAGAAUACGGACAUCUAGCUCUUCUGGCUGCGUUCGAUUCUGUCGACGACACAGUUUUCAUGAAUAAAGCUUUGAUUGCUUCCAUUGUGAAAAUGAUUCCUGAAAUCAUAAAUAACAAAUACGCAAGAAAAGUCCUUUUGUACUUGAUCUCUCCCCGAAACAAGUCACAUUUUUUGCCAGAAACCGUCACGUUUCUGUCGCAAGGGGAUGGAAAUAAACACAGUAAAAAACCAAUGGAAACAAGACAUAAAGAGCUAACUGCCAUUAUUUCUCCUGGACUUGUUUCCUACUUAAAAGACAACAUCAGCACCCUUGCUCGAGACAAGUCAUUAUUUAUGUUAGUCGAGGCUGCAAUUAACCACUGCUCUACAGAUGUUUCUGAAUUAAUUUCAGCGUUAAUAGAAUUGUUGUCGGUACCUUUCGAAGCUGGCGUUACCGAUGGCAACGGUAAAUUACAUCUUGUGGAAGACGCUGCUGGACAUCUACUUGUCAAACGACUAAUCUCCCAUAAACCUGACGAUAAUACAUCAGUUUCGUUUGCUAAAAGUUUGUUAGAGACUGUUGCUUCUGAAAAUAUCUCCUCCUGGUGUUCUUGUAACAGAGGAAGUCAAGUUCUGUUGAGUCUCAUACAAUGCCCGAUAGAAGAAGUUGCUUCAAAAUCUGCGAAGAUGCUGAAAAAGAAUUUGAAGCUUUUGAAGAAGAAUAAAAAAGUGAAGUCGACAGAAUUACUGAUUGAAAAAUUGUCAAAAUGAAGAUUUGAAGAAAUUCAAGAAGUCUUCUAGAGUAGAACUCUGUUUUUUAGCCUGUCAAUUGGGUUUCUGCAGAACUAACGAAUUAGCACCUAUGCUUUUGCACUGGUGAAUGCCCAUGAUGCAAGGAUACUGUAACAAGAAUAAAGUCAACUACUCUAAGGGAUCUUAGAGUCUUGCUGCAUAAUAACACAAAUACAAUCUGUGUGACCACCUACUUAUUUUCUAUGCCUUUAUGCUGGUGAAUAUGCGUAUGUUUAUAAUGCAAGGAUACCAUAGCAAGAGUAAAGAUGACCCAUAAAGCCCAAACUCUCAUUUCUAGAACGCUAAAUGCAGACAGUUACUGAAACUCUGUUGCGGUUUUUCGCAAAAGACACUUUCAAGGACA
Styela clava is the source of this 2339-nucleotide messenger RNA. RefSeq names its product pumilio homolog 3-like. Gene Ontology annotation, cellular component: nucleolus. Gene Ontology annotation, molecular function: mRNA binding. Lineage: Eukaryota; Metazoa; Chordata; Ascidiacea; Stolidobranchia; Styelidae. The record is from RefSeq and is a predicted model, not a curated record. Gene Ontology annotation, biological process: regulation of translation.